GCUCCAUACAUGUACAUAGCCGAGGACACUACUGGACUCAUCAACACUGUUCCCACUAACGUCACUGAACAAUCUCUACUCAGUCAAGACUGUAAAGUCUUAUCUUCCACAUAUUGGAACUUUUCUACUGACCAAGGACUCCUUGCAUGCAAUAACGUUCAUACCCUUUCCGCUAACGAUGUGUACUUCAAACGUUACGACUUUGAUAACGACAGCAAAUUUCUUACUACUACACCUACAGGUACAGCUAACGGAUUUUCCUACAUGCCUGGAGAUUAUUUUAACAACACUCCUCCAUACAAAUAUAUGCCAUUCUGGAAAAAACUCGUACGCACUACUCCUGUUCCCACUACUCUACCCACCGCUGUGUCUGAUUACAUUGCUUUUGAUGCCUACUCUUACACUAUUAAUCCCAUAUUCCUCUUCCUCCCCUACAUUGAACCUGUAUCCACUUCCGAAGAUAUCGUCCGCAUGAUGGGACAUGUUCUCCGUGAAACCCAACUCACUCUUACUCUCAUCGGUCCACAGGACGGCUGGCCAAACAUUGCCAGCACUCUCAAUGUCUCGACUGAAGCAAACUCUUGUGCUCUUGAUACUGGCCACUAUACCGAUAAAACUUUGAUCUUCCCUACCUUUCUCAAUCACGCAUACAUUUUUCCUACCACAUUACGUCUUCUUCGUAGAAUCGAUAUUGGCUAG
Molecule: messenger RNA, 699 nt
Organism: Dicrocoelium dendriticum
Lineage: Eukaryota; Metazoa; Platyhelminthes; Trematoda; Plagiorchiida; Dicrocoeliidae
Source: the annotation of a GenBank genome assembly